Molecule: messenger RNA, 3128 nt
Organism: Xiphias gladius (swordfish)
Lineage: Eukaryota; Metazoa; Chordata; Actinopteri; Istiophoriformes; Xiphiidae
Gene: gata5
Product: GATA binding protein 5
Exons: 6
Coding region: 435-1913 (492 amino acids)
Biological process (GO): positive regulation of transcription by RNA polymerase II; cell fate commitment; cardiac muscle tissue development
Cellular component (GO): nucleus
Molecular function (GO): RNA polymerase II cis-regulatory region sequence-specific DNA binding; DNA-binding transcription factor activity, RNA polymerase II-specific; zinc ion binding
Source: RefSeq, a predicted model, not a curated record
GAGAGCCCUUGGAAAGCAGCGGUGUUCCUCGUGUAGCAGGCGCUAUUAUCAAGCUUUUAUGUGAUUUGAGUUACUAGCUAUUGAUGGAAAAUAAAUGCACGGUAGAUAUGGAGCGGGGCUUGCUAUCUGUUGCGUUGUUUGAUUUGGUUUCCCUUUAUGGUUCUGAUUUCAUGGGGCAGCGCGGAGCCGCGGGAUAUCUGGGGUCGCUUAUGGUCGCUUCUAUCUGCGCGGACAGAUAUCAGCGAUCGUUAAUGUCAUUUUAAUCAAUGCCGCGUCAAUCAGAAUGAUACAGGUGAAAUAUGACUGAUGAUACUGGGCGAUUGUUGAACUUUUCCCGAGGCCUUUUAUCGUGCGUGGUUGAGCGAGCAUUCAUUUAACUCACAUCAAAUUACGAUUAUUUUUGUUCGGGGGGUUGGCGAAAUAAAAAGUGGCUUAUGACAGAAAAAAUGGGUCAAACAUGUAAAAAUUCCAGUGUCCUUGAAACUUUGACCUGCUUGAGGGGCUUCGCUUUUUUUUCUGCUCUCACAUUAACUCAAGAAAUUCUCCAUUUAUUUCAAUCACAGGACAGGAAUCUCCACGAGAUUUUUCUUAAGUCAAAAAGACGGGGGAAAAAAAUCCUCAGGAGACGAAUUUUACGCGUCUUCGGGCGUGGACAGCAUCGCCUCUACAGGACUAAGACCAGUCUAAGAAAUCCUCCACAUACUUUUCCAUAUUCCUGCCAGAACAUAAAAGCGGUGAAAAUGUAUCAGAGCCUGGCCUUGUCCUCCAACCAGUCCCCUUACGCGCAUGACACCGGGAAUUACAUCCACCCGUCGGCCAGCUCUCCGGUCUACGUCCCCACCACCAGAGUCCCAGCGAUGCUGCCCACCCUGUCCUACCUGCAGUCUUGCGACUCGCCCCACCAGUCCCACGGCCUCGGUGGGCACCACGGCUGGCCCCAGACCGGCACGGACGGCUCCUCCUUCACGCCCAGCAGCCCUCACCCUCAUCACGGCUUCUCCUACUCGCACAGCCCGCCCGUCAGCAGCAACACCGGCCGGGACGCGACCUAUCAGAGCCCGCUGGUCCUUGGAAACGGCGCACGGGCGGAUCAGUACGGAAGCGCUCUGGUGCGCUCGGUCGGAGGCUCCUAUUCCAGCCCCUACGCUUACGUGAGCCCGGAGAUGGCGACGUCUUCCUGGACCCCGGGACCCUUCGAGAGCGGAGUGAUAAGUCUGCAGGGCCGGCAGGGCGGUCUGUCUGGAAGAAGGUCCAGUCUGGACCUGAUGGACGACAUGUGCACAGAGGGCCGAGAGUGCGUCAACUGCGGCUCCGUGUCCACGCCUCUGUGGCGCAGGGACGGCACCGGGCACUACCUGUGCAACGCCUGCGGUCUCUACCACAAGAUGAAUGGCAUCAACAGGCCGCUCAUCAAGCCCCAGAAACGACUGCAGACCACACCCCGCCGAGCCGGCCUGUGCUGCACUAACUGCCACACCAGCACCACCACACUGUGGAGGCGCAAUGCAGAGGGAGAACCUGUCUGUAACGCAUGUGGCCUCUAUAUGAAAUUGCAUGGGGUGCCCAGACCUCUGGCCAUGAAGAAAGAGAGCAUUCAAACCAGGAAACGCAAACCCAAGAUGCCCAAAAAUAAAACAUCCACAGGAGGAUCCACCACCUCGGGCACCAGCUCCCCAACCUCCCUCUCAGUCUCAGAACACGCCUCCACCAUUAAGAGCGAACCCAACAUGGCCCCUUCACCCUACGCUGGCCAGACGGUCACAUCCGCCACUCAGUCUCUUUCCUGCAUACAGACGGCUCCUCAGUUAGACAGCACAGGAUCAGGACAUGUGGACAUUAAAUAUGAGGAUUAUCCCUUUACCCCGACCUCCAUGGCUCCACAGAACUCCUGGUGCGCUCUUUCUCAAGCUUGAGCUUCAACCCAUGGCACUGCCAUACUGACAGUACACAACUCACUUUGGCUUCGGAAUGGGGGCCAUCUCUCCGUCCUGCAGCUAUCCCUUGGGGAUUCUGGAGCUGUGGAGAAACAGCGUUGUAUGAGCAUCAAAUGGGCCUUAUGCAGUAUCUGAUGGCUACAUGUGUUCGCACUCACUUGACCUGAGGACAUCUAAUCUGCUGGCUAUAUUAUAUACUGUACUGUGUCACACUGGCCCCCGUAACUGACACAGCUCACCUGGACCAUACCCAUAACCCUGGAUAGCAGUUUUGCCAAGGGAUGAGUGUGUAUUAUCCCCAGCACACUGACUCAGCAGCUCAGCCGGAGCAAAGAACACAGUUGAACCAGGACUGACCCCAGCUCUCCUGAACUCACGUCCAGCAGGCCACAUUUCCUCAACACGUCGACAAGAGCUACCUAUUAGUUAAAGAAUUCUCUGUUUUUGGAGAAAACACUACACUAAAUAUAUCACUGCUAAGACAAUCGAGCGGAAUGUAAAAAUACAAUAUCUCAGAAACAGCAACAUUAUAGUGGAUGAGCUUGUUAGUUAAAAGUUUUCAUUGCUGCCAUUACUUUCUAUGGUGUUUUCAAGAACAUAUUGAGAAGACUUUCAACAUUUUAUUGUCAUCGCAGGCAGAAAACCGUAAAAUUGACAGAAAAUACCUUUUUCAAUGCUGUUGAACAUGUCUCAUUACCAACAUGUAGAUUAUUAACUUUUAUAGACACAUUAUUUAUGUUGAGAUAAGGACAGUUAAAAAGUUAUAGUGGACACUAAAACCAGCCAGUUAUAACCCACUGCUCACUGUUGUAGAUUGAAUGCUGUGUUGUAUGGCCUCUAAGAUAUGACACUUAGAUUAUAUGUAUGAUUAUAAGUUUUUACAAGAUACAGCAGGUGUAAACUGCAUCUUGUAAGAUUCAUUGGAAAAUCAGGACCAGUCAUUUUGAUUCUGACAUCAUGACUACAUUUUAGAAGUUUAUCAUUUUACUGUUUUAAGAUUAAUGAAAUGACUCAAUUUCCUUUCCAAAAAUUGAAGGCAGAACACAAAGAGUGAGAAAUUAUUCUAAACAUAUUAAUCUAAUUUAAUUGUCUGUAUUUUGCCAUUAUGUAAGGGAAUUUUAUUGUUAUACUGUUCUUAAGAACUCUGUUUUCUUUCUUUUCCAAUGCUCUUUGGAAUCUGUUCAGGUUAAUAAA